Molecule: messenger RNA, 1413 nt
Organism: Megalobrama amblycephala (Wuchang bream)
Lineage: Eukaryota; Metazoa; Chordata; Actinopteri; Cypriniformes; Xenocyprididae
Product: apoptosis-associated speck-like protein containing a CARD
Exons: 4
Coding region: 195-833 (212 amino acids)
Biological process (GO): regulation of apoptotic process
Source: RefSeq, a predicted model, not a curated record
CUGAUUCCAGCAGAACGGGGAACCAAUCACAGUCGUCUGGUGACGGAAUCGACCAAUCACAGGUUUUCGGGAUUUAUUUGAACGCUCAUAUACAUUUUUCUAACCAAGUGAAAUCGAAAGCAAAGUGCUUCCUGACGAGACGCCAUUUCACCGAUACACACAAAAGUUUUUAAGAAGUGAAUCAGUGAAGGAAUAUGGCGUCUGUGAAAGAGAUGCUUAAGAAAUCACUGGAUGAACUGGGAUCAGCUGAGCUGAAGACGUUUCAGUGGCACUUGCUGAAUGAUCAUGAGUGUAUUUCAAAAUGUGACAUGGAGAACGCAGAUAGAUUAAAAACAGUGGACAUAAUGGUGGCGUGUUUUAGAUCAGAAGAAGCUGUGAAGAUCGCAGUGAACAUCCUGAGGAAGAUGAACCAGAACCUUCUGGCUGAAAAGUUAGAGAAAAAACACAAGGAAGGGUCUACAUCAUAUCCUGUGGGAAACAACAGUGAUGCACGCACAACCAGGUUCUCUAACCUCAAGAGCGUCUCCACUGCAACUGAGAAAGACAAGCUGUGUCUGAAUACUGUGGAAGAAAAAGCUACAUUUUUUGAUGACAAUUGGUCAAAGCUCAUUCAGAGAGUUAAAAAUGUUAAGACCAUUGCAGAUAGACUGCGUCAGCAGAAAAUAAUUCAGCCAGAACAAUAUUCAGAAAUCACACAGGAUAGUUUAACCAGUGAGAAGAGCAUGAGAAAGAUCUGUGAGAUUAUAGAUAACCACAAUAAUGCUGUGAAAGCUAAAUUCAUCUCAAUUCUUCAGGAAGAGGAGCGUUGCCUUUUAGAAAACUGGUCUGAUUAAACACCAUGAGCUCAAUUUAAAGAUUUUUUUUUUCUUUUUCUUACAUCUACCACUGUAUAAAUGACGUCACACUUUUCAUUCCAUUGACUUACAUUCAUACGCACAUGAAUGCAUGAGACUGCAAAUGCGAGAUCAUGUCAAUUCGGUUCUCAAUACUGUAUGUGUUCUUGUGUUCUUUGUGAAUCGUCAUCAGUCGCUGCCCAAGUACUGUUCCCAAUCAAAGGUCACAUGAAGUACAGUUCAAAUCCUCCAGAUGUGAAUGCAUCAGAUGGUGUCAUGCAGACUUGACUCAGUUAAGUAUCCCACAAUGCAUCUCACACCAACCAGUGAGCCGUGAUCCCUGCACCCUGUUGCUGCCAGUCAUGUGACAUGUUAUUUAAAUUAGAUUUUAUUUUAAUUUUAAGGAUUUGUUCAAAAUUAAGCCAGUCAUUUGACCAAUUUAUCAUCAAACGGGUUUGUUAUUGUAUUAAUUACAGAUUAUUUUUGUAAUUUUACUUACAUUUGUAUGUCUUUUAAGAAAACAGAAAAAUACUGUAUGAAAAUAAAAAUGUGAAUUACUGUCAUUAACUUGUCAUUCAUU